AUGGAACUUCCGCUGGAAGAAGGCUUUGAGUUUAACAAUACUGUCACUGUCGGUAGACUCAGUACCCGUAAUAACACUGUUUUCCAACAUAAAAAGCAAAAACUAAGUAUGCCGGAUUCAGAAUCCUUUCUAAACACAGAAGUAGACGAAAUUCAGAUUCCAAGGCAUAUUGCUAAGUCAAAUGACAAGAUCCUAUCAAAUGACGCCGCAAAAGCACGGGAUGAAUGCAAUUGGGGCAGUUAUGCUAGAGGAGCACUAUAUGCGCUACAAAGUAGUGGACACCGUCUAACAAAGGGUAUCAUUGGGUCAAUCUGUGGUUCUGAGGGUCUUGACAGUUCAGGUCUUAGCUCUUCUGCUGCUGUUGGAGUUGCUUACCUGUUGGCUCUUGAAAGUGCAAAUAAUCUUACUGUAUCUCCAACAAAAAAUAUUGAGUAUGAUCGGUGA
This is a messenger RNA of Ilex paraguariensis (yerba mate), 444 nucleotides long. The record is from the annotation of a GenBank genome assembly. NCBI's taxonomy places the organism in Eukaryota, Viridiplantae, Streptophyta, Magnoliopsida, Aquifoliales, Aquifoliaceae.